AUGGGGAAAGCGGCCGCUCUGUGCCGAGGCGGCGGCUGCGGCGGCCGCUCCCGCGGGCUGUCGUCGCUCUUCACGGUUGUCCCCUGCCUGUCCUGCCACACGGCGGCGCCGAGCAUGAACGCUCCCACGCCCGGCUCCGCACCGGAGCCCAAGCCUCAGCUUCAGCCGGUGCCCCAGCCUCAGCGGGAGCUGGUGUCAGAACAGGUGUCGGAGGCAGUUUCUGAGCGGGCGCCAGGAUCGGAGCCUGAGCCCAGGAAGAUGUCUCAGCCCAGGCCAGGGUUCACACAGGAACUGGAACUGCUGCCGGCGCUGGGGACCGGGUCGGGGCCCCGGGAAGAGCGGGGCUCAAACCCGGGGCCUGGGCCCCCCGCCAAGGCCCCCUUUGAGCAGGUGCCGGCGCUGGGGCCAGCAGUGGGGAGCGUGCCCCAGAUCAAACCCGAGUCAGGGUUGCUGCCGGCAUCAAAGGACCCGCGCCCGGGGCAGCUGAAGACGCACCUUGGGAUGGCAGUGCCCGGGAGCAGCUCGCCGUGCGCUGUCCCCGUGGUCUCACUUCCUCUGGACAACUUCAAGGGCUGGCUUCUCAAGUGGACCAACUACCUGAAGGGCUACCAGCGCCGCUGGUUCGUGCUCAGCAAUGGCCUCCUGUCUUACUACAGAAAUCAGGGGGAGAUGGCCCACACCUGCCGUGCCACCAUCAACCUGUUCACCGCGCACUUCGACAUGGAGGACUCUUGCGGUAUCAUGCUGACCAGCGGGGGCAGGACCUACCACCUCAAGGCCGGCUCGGAGGUGGAGCGGCAGCAGUGGAUCACCGCCCUGGAGCUGGCCAAGGCCAAGGCUGUCCGCAUGAUGAGCAGCCACUCAGAUGACUCUGGGGACGACGAGGACGGGACUUCCUCCCCAGCUGACAAGAGCGAGCUGCACAGCACCAUCAGGAGCCUCUCGCUGAAGCUGGACGACCUCAGCACAUGCAAUGAGCUCGUGGCCAAGCAUGGCGUGGCGCUGCAGCGCUCCCUGAACGAGCUGGACGGCCUCCGGAUCCCGGCUGAGAGCAGCGAGAAGCUGAAGGCGGUCAACGAGCGGGCCACCCUCUUCCGCAUCACGUCCAAUGCGAUGAUCAACGCCUGCAGGGACUUCCUGGAACUAGCGGAGGCGCACAGCCGGAAAUGGCAGCGAGCCCUGCAGUAUGAGCAGGAGCAGCGCGUCCACCUGGAGGAGACCGUCGAGCAGCUGGCCAGGGAGCACAACAGCCUCGAGCGCGCCCUCCGCGGCGCCCCGGGCCGCGCCGCCGGCCCCCGCAAGGGCUUCAGCGAGGGAAGCCUCUUCACCAGCAAAGCCGAGGACAGCGAGGACGAUGACACCGAGUACUUCGACGCCAUGGAAGACGCCGAGUCCUUCAUCACCGUGACCGCCGAGCCCAGCGAGGACGGAAAAACUGAGGCAGGGACUACGGGCUCCAUGGAAUGGACCACAGACAACGUGCUCGAUGGCGCCUCGCUUACGCCCCAGGGGCCCCCCAAAGUCAAGAGGCGUGUCCGCAUCCCCGACAAGCCCAACUACAGCCUUAACCUCUGGAGCAUCAUGAAGAACUGCGUCGGCCGGGAGCUCUCCAAGAUCCCCAUGCCGGUGAACUUCAACGAGCCGCUGUCCAUGCUCCAGCGGCUGACGGAGGACCUGGAGUACCACCGCCUGCUGGACGCGGCGGCGCGCUGCAGCAGCGCGGUGGAGCAGAUGUGCCUGGUGGCCGCCUUCUCCGUGUCUUCCUACUCCACCACUGUGCACCGCAUCGCCAAGCCCUUCAACCCUAUGCUGGGCGAGACCUUCGAGCUGGACCGUCUCGAUGACAUGGGCCUGCGCUCCCUCUGCGAGCAGGUGAGCCACCACCCGCCGUCCGCCGCGCACUACGUGUUCUCCAAGCAUGGCUGGAGCCUCUGGCAGGAGAUCACCAUCGCCAGCAAGUUCCGGGGGAAAUACCUCUCCAUCAUGCCGCUAGGUGCUAUCCACUUAGAGUUCCAGGCCAGUGGGAAUCACUACGUGUGGAGGAAAAGCACCUCAACUGUGCAUAACAUCAUCGUGGGCAAGCUCUGGAUUGACCAGACAGGGGACAUUGAGAUUGUGAACCACAAGACGAAGGACCGGUGCCAGCUCAAGUUCCUGCCCUACAGCUAUUUCUCCAAAGAGGUGGCCCGGAAGGUGACAGGAGUGGUGAGUGACAGCCAGGGCAAGGCCCACUACGUGCUGUCAGGCUCCUGGGACGAGCAGAUGGAGUGCGCCAAGAUUGUGCAAAGCAGCCCCAGCAGCCCCAGCUCAGACGGGAAGCAGAAAACGGUCUACCAGACGCUGCCGGCCAAGCUGCUGUGGAAGAAGCACCCGCUGCCGGACAACGCGGAGAACAUGUACUACUUCUCCGAGCUGGCCCUGACGCUCAAUGAGAGCGAGGAGGGGGUGGCGCCCACAGACAGCCGCCUGCGGCCGGACCAGCGGCUCAUGGAGAAGGGCCACUGGGACGAGGCCAACACGGAGAAGCAGCGGCUGGAGGAGAAGCAGCGCGUCAACCGGCGCCGGCGGCUGGAGGCCUGCUCCCGGGGCUGCGGGGUGGACGAAGAGAAGGAGGCCGAAGUGCACGUGCCGCUGUGGUUCGAGAAGAAGCUGGACCCGCUGACCGGGGAGAUGGCCUGCGUGUACAAGGGGGGCUACUGGGAGGCCAAGGAGAGGCAGGACUGGCACAUGUGCCCCAACAUCUUCUGAGCGCCGCCCCGCCUCCGGUUGCACGCGCUCAGUUCAGUGCUCCCUGGCCCUCCCCUCCCACCGUUCCCUUCUGUUCUUAAUAACACUUUUUGGGGUUCUCACCUUGGAAGGAGGACGUGCUGACCCGGGUUCUCUCAAGCCCCCAGGUGCCCCGGGUCUCCCACCCGCCUUCACCAUGGACUCGGGCCCGCUGGGGCCCCCAGCUCCAGUUCCCGCAACUCAGGCAGGCCGGUCCAGGCCCUGGGCUGCCUCAGUCACCAGCGCCCCCAGGGAGGAACCGGCCCCUCCCAGGGAGCCACUUCCCAGUUUUUUAGAAAAAAGUGAUCUCCCAUUUCUUUUCAGCCAAGAUGUUCAGUAAAUAUUUUUAGUACAGCACUUAGCGGACCACUUCCUAAGUGUGCUUUCUUGCCACACAAGUGUCCUGGCAAGAGCCCCUUCUCUUUAAGACAUCAGGAAGCCAGCCAGACCCUUUUGAGUCGGGAGCGCUGUGCAGCUCAAUUAGCAAGGCCGGCUGUGUCUGAGCUGCGGGCCCGCCGGAAGCCCAGGACCCCCAGAGGAAGGAGCCAGGAGAGCAGAGUCUCUGGAGCUGCAGCCGCGCCCACGGCUGCGGAGGGGCCCUCAGGGGCCGCUGUGGAGCCCGGGCACCUGGGCUGCUCCGCGCCCCGAGGCGCUUCCGCCGCAGAACCACGCCCGCAUCAGCAAUAAGAACUGAGCCUCCGCCCGGCCUGGGCUGGUGGCCGGGGCACCCGAGAACCCAGCGUCCCGCCUCCGGGGUACCCCAUCUCAGCGCCCCUGAGCUCUUUACUUGCCUGAUUUAUAUGUAUGAGGUAUAAAUAUAUAUAAAAUAGCUAUUUUGCUUAAAUUUCUAUGUAUGUAGAAGUGAAAAAAUGAUGAAGACAGGGUGCUCCUGUCUGAGUUUGGCCUUCCUGUCAGCUAUGCCCUACCCUCUCCUCAAGCCCCCUUCCAGCGGCUUCUACCAACCACUGGGCGGGGGGACUGGACCACGGCGGCCCUUUCCCAGCCCCUCAGAACUCCGAUUCCAACCUGUCACACCUCGGUUUGGUCCUAAAAAGUCAUCACAGGGUUUUACUUUCUACUCCAGGACUGGUUCUGUUUUUAUAAAAAUACAAAAGUGAAAACAUGAACGUAUGAAAGGCCUUAGGGUACCCACUGGAGGGCAGGCAGGCAGCCCUGCACAGACUGUGGCAGAGCUGUUCAGUGUUCCUCUUCU
This is a messenger RNA of Budorcas taxicolor (takin), 3979 nucleotides long. It is a transcript of the gene OSBP2, whose product is annotated as oxysterol binding protein 2. Gene Ontology annotation, molecular function: cholesterol binding. The transcript has 14 exons. NCBI's taxonomy places the organism in Eukaryota, Metazoa, Chordata, Mammalia, Artiodactyla, Bovidae. The record is from RefSeq and is a predicted model, not a curated record. Gene Ontology annotation, cellular component: membrane; cytosol; intracellular membrane-bounded organelle. Bases 1 to 2748 code for a protein of 915 amino acids.